UUGUUCCUUAAUCACUAAUUAUUAUCAUACUUUAUCUAAAGAUAAUUAUAAAACUAUAUAAUAUAUUUGGUUUUUUGCAAUCAGCGCAUUACAAAAGUGGUCUUUUGACUGUGUGUGCGAAAAUAAGUGAAAACGAAUAAAGGAAUGUUUAAAACCCUCAUACUCCUGACGGCCUUAGCGUCAGCUUUGGCUCGUCCCAGCGAAGAAGGGUCUCCCAACAAUGGACUCCUAGAGUACCACCCCGACUGUCCCCCAGCGGAGGUCCACUUCCUCCUCCCUCACGAGUAUGACUGCACCAAGUUUUACUACUGCGAAUAUGGUCUGAAGUACAUCGAACCUAGGGAUUGUCCCCCUGGUACUGAAUUCAGUGCUGAAAUUCAGGUUUGUGUUCAUCCCGCUAGCGCUGGAUGCACCCUCCCUGGAUACUCCACCACUUCAGAAGCCCCUGCUCCUACCACUACUGCAGCUCCAACAACUACUGCUGCACCCACAACAACGACUCCUGAACCUACUACUACGACUACAACUCCUGAACCUACAACUACGACUACAACUCCUGAACCUACCACUACUACUACAACUACUACAACAACUACGCCAGCCCCAACAACGACAACUACUACUACAACGACACCAGCCCCAACAACUACAACUACUACAACUACACAAGCGCCUACUACGACUACUACAACACAAGCGCCUACUACGACUACUACAACACAAGCUCCUACUACGACUACUACUACACAAGCACCAACUACUACGACUACUACAACACAAGCCCCAACAACUACUACAACUACUACACAAGCCCCGACAACAACUACUACGACUGCAGCACCUACAAGUGCUGCACCUUCAACCACAGCUGCACCUUCAUCAACUGCAGUGCCAUCCACUGUAGCCCCUACGGCUGCACCUUCCACUGCUGCUCCAUCCAGCACAGCACAGCCCGACUGUGACUUCCUAGACAAUGGAUGCCCAGCUGACUUCGAUGUUCACCAUCUUCUUCCCCACGAGGAAUAUUGUAACAAGUUCUACUACUGUGUCUUCGGUGAGAAGGUGGAGAGAGACUGUGCUCCUGGCACCUGGUUCAACUUUGAGAUACAGGAGUGCGACUGGCCUCACAACGUAGACUGCGACAAAGGAGUCAGCGAAGUGACUCCUACUCCUCAACCACCCACCACCGAGAGGCCAGGAAAUGACAACGACUCCGGAGACAUCCUGGACAAUGGCUGCCCAGCCGACUUCGACGUCCACCACCUUCUUCCCCACGAAACUGACUGUGAUAAAUUCUAUUACUGCGUUUUCGGGGAGAAAGUCGAAAGGAUCUGUGCUCCAGGCACAUAUUUCAACUACGAAAUUCAGACUUGCGACUGGCCCCACAACGUAAACUGCUCUUCAUCAGGCGGUGGAAAUGACUCCAACAGCAUCGAAGACGAUGUCGUUGGAGAUGACAACAAUGAUGGUAACGGCUGCGAUGGCUCUUGCCCCGACAACGGCGGUAAUGACGGUAACGACGGUAAUGGAGAUGGCAAUGACGGUAACGGAGGCUGCGAUGGCUCUUGCCCAGACAACGGUGGUAAUGACGGUAAUGACGGUAAUGGAGAUGGCAAUGAUUGCGAAGACGGUGGAUUUGUGCCACUGCCCAAUGGAUGCCCAGCUGACUUCGAUAUCCAUCAUCUGCUUCCACAUGAAUAUGAUUGCAAUCGCUUCUACUACUGUGUGCAUGGAGAGACUGUACCAGCUCAGUGUCCCCCUGGAACUCACUUCAGUGUUAAAGAACAGAUUUGUGACUGGCCUCACUUAGCUGGAUGUGAAGAGUCGGGAUCGGGAAGCUGCAAUGGCUCUUGCCCUGAUGACGGCGGUAAUGACGGUGGCAACGAUGGCGGUAAUGACGGUGGCAAUGGAGGUUGUGACGGUUCUUGCCCCGAUGACGGCGGUAACGACGGUGGCAACGAUGGUGACAACGAUGGCGGUAAUGACGGUGACAAUGGAGGUUGUGACGGUUCUUGCCCCGAUGACGGUGGUAACGAUGGUGGCAAUGAUGGUGGAAACGACGGUGGCAAUGGAGAUUGCGACGGAGACAACGAUGGUGGCAACGAUGGCGGUAACGACGGUGGCAACGGAGGCUGCGAUGGCUCUUGCCCCGAUGACGGUGGUAAUGACGGAGACAACGACGGUGGCAACGACGGUGGAGAUGGAGGCUGUGACGGUUCUUGCCCCGAUGACGGCGGUAAUGACGGAGACAACGACGGUGGCAACGACGGUGGAGAUGGAGGCUGUGACGGUUCUUGCCCCGAUGACGGCGGUAAUGACGGUGGCAGUGAUGGCGGUAAUGACGGUGGCAAUGACGGAGACAAUGAUGGUGGUAACGAUGGUGGUGAUGGAAAUUGCGACGGCUCAUGCCCAUCCCCAGUCACCCCCGAAGACAUUUGCUCUAACGAGUGCAACGUCGCCCCCUGGGCUCAUGACGACUGUGACAAGUACUGGAUCUGCAAAGACAGUACUCCUAUCCUCAUUACCUGCUCCGAAGGUCUUCAUUUCAACCCUAGCACCUACACUUGUGACUUCCAGUGCAAUGCUGGAUGCGUUAGGGAGAAUGUCCAGACAACUGCUGAUGCUACUGGCGUGAAAAUUUUCCUACCCUGGGAUAAGGUUAAUAGCGAGAUGAAGAAAUUGUUGAAGAUAUAAUUCUAAAACGGUUUUAAAAAAUCUUUGAUAUAUCUUUGGUAAAGAGAAUUGUAAAUAUAUUUAUUUGUAAUUCAAAAUAAAUGACAAAUUAAAUCAAUUGUACAAAAAAACUGGUUUUUAAAUUUUUACUGCUAAAUAAAUGAAUGCAAUUUUA
Helicoverpa armigera (cotton bollworm) is the source of this 2848-nucleotide messenger RNA. RefSeq lists its product as uncharacterized. Gene Ontology annotation, cellular component: extracellular region. The transcript is spliced from 7 exons. The coding region runs from base 145 to 2694 and encodes 849 amino acids. NCBI's taxonomy places the organism in Eukaryota, Metazoa, Arthropoda, Insecta, Lepidoptera, Noctuidae. The record is from RefSeq and is a predicted model, not a curated record. Gene Ontology annotation, molecular function: chitin binding.